AUGCGUGUUUCCGCUAUCCUCACGGCUAGCGUCGCCGCUGUCGGCGCGGCCGCUCAGCAAAACUACCUGGGCUUCAACUCGGGCUCCACCAAAGACGACCAUUCGGCCAAAUUCAAGAAGGACUUCGUGGAGGAGUUCAACACCGCCCGUAACCUCGAGGGCGCCCCGGGCACCUUCAGCGCCGUCCGUCUGUACACCAAUAUCCAGGCCUACUCGGAGGACGAGCCCAUCGAGGCCUUCGAGGCCGCCGUGGAGACCCAGACCAACGUCCUCCUCGGCGUCUGGGCCUCGGGCACCGACAACAUCGACAAGGAGAUCACGGCGCUGAAGAAGGCCGUCGACAACCUCGGCACCGACUUUACCGACCUUGUCAUCGGCAUCUCCAUCGGCAGCGAGGACCUGUACCGCAUCUCCGCCACCGGUAUCGAGAACGAAGCCGGCCUCGGCAACUCCCCCCAGGCCCUCGUGGGCUUCAUCGAGGACUUCCGCGACGCCUUCGCCGAGACCUCUCUCGCCGGCGUCCCCGUCGGCCACGUCGACACGUGGGACGUCUGGCCCAACACCACCAACAAGCCCGUCCUUGACGCCGUCGACUGGGUCGGCGUCAACUCGUUCCCCUACUACGAGUCCGGCAAGGGCAACUCCAUCGGCAACGCCCCGGUUCUCUUCGACCGCUCGUACGCCACCGCCCUCGCCGUCGUCGGCGACAAGCCCGUCUGGAUCACCGAGACCGGCUGGCCCGCCUCGGGUCCGGACUGGGACGAGGCCGAGGCCUCGGUCGAGAACGCCAAGUACUACUGGGACGAGGUCGGCUGCCGCCAGCUCUUCGGCAAGACCCCGACCUUCUGGUACAUCCUGCGCGACUCCAACCCGGACAACACCAUGAAGUUCGCCAUCACCAAGGACCUCAACACCCAGCCCCUCUUCAAUUUGACCUGCCCUACCACUUUUGACACGCCCACCAGCGUCCCCAGCGAGUCCCUGCCAUCAAGCACGGGUAGCGCCGGCCCCAAUGAGCCGACCUCCGCCCCUGGCUCGGGUUCGGGCUCGGGUGCGGGCUCCGGCUCCGGCUCCGGCUCCGGCGCCGGCUCUGGGUCUGGUUCUGGUUCUGGCUCGGAUUCGGACUCUGACUCUGACUCUGACUCCGACUCCGGCCCGGAUCGGGAGCCUGUUGUCGGCGGUGACGACGGUGACGCCGCUGAGAACAACGACGACUCGGCCGCCAUCUCUGGCCGUGGCUUCUCUGCCCUCACCUGCGUCGGCCUGGCCCUCCUCGCCGGCGUCUUCACCCUCUUCUAA
Messenger RNA from Sodiomyces alkalinus F11, 1299 nucleotides. RefSeq names its product glycoside hydrolase family 17 protein. Gene Ontology annotation, molecular function: glucan endo-1,3-beta-D-glucosidase activity; 1,3-beta-glucanosyltransferase activity. Gene Ontology annotation, cellular component: extracellular region; cell surface; fungal-type cell wall. The record is from RefSeq and is a predicted model, not a curated record. Gene Ontology annotation, biological process: cell wall organization. The coding region runs from base 1 to 1299 and encodes 432 amino acids. The transcript has a single exon. NCBI's taxonomy places the organism in Eukaryota, Fungi, Ascomycota, Sordariomycetes, Glomerellales, Plectosphaerellaceae.